This is a messenger RNA of Drosophila kikkawai, 2828 nucleotides long. RefSeq lists its product as uncharacterized. The record is from RefSeq and is a predicted model, not a curated record. Lineage: Eukaryota; Metazoa; Arthropoda; Insecta; Diptera; Drosophilidae.
GUAUUCGUUCCAACAUGAACUUCAGUUGAGCUCCCCGGUAUACAUACGUCAUUCGUUUCAUCAGACAUCCCCAGAUACAGUAACUCAAGGCAUUCGCUCCCUUGACUCCCAUCGUUCCAUAACAUUUCGGUUCCAACAGUAUACAAACCGUGAUAUAAACAUAACAAACAAUAGCCACGCAUUGUCCAGUUGACUCACAGAUGUGGCCAUAGAUCGGAGGAGCCAUGAAUCAGAAACGUAUUAACCAGAUGCGUUCCAUUAAUCGGGGCCAGGAGCAGGGCCUGCAGCAAAUUCUACAGCCAAUGGCUGCGAGUCAAUUGCCACAAGGACAGGCAGGUGGGAAUCAGGCACAGCAGCAGCAGCAGCAGCAGAGUGUGCGUCGAAAGAUGACCUACACACGAACAGAGCUACUAUGCCGGGGAUUGCCCACAACUCAAAUUCCCCGUCGCUCGCCUCGCACCCGUGGCACUUAUUACCAAAACAACACUAUACAGCAACAGCAGCAGCAGCAGCAUCAGUCAGCAGUUGCACCACAGACACCGCUAUCUGCAGGCCCUGGCAAUGCCACUUCCCCGAUGCAGUCAAAACCACGCAGCUAUCUGCCACGUUUGUCCAGACUUCAGUCGCCGAAUCGAAAUCUCACACGUAAAACGGAAAUGGACCAUCACAAGCCGGAGAAGAAGACAACGCCUCGUGUGCCCAACACGCCACAUGCCAGUCAUUGCAGCAUUUCAUAUACAAAUCCAAAUCCAGCGCCUGCCUUGGGUCUGGGAGCCCGUAACUUCCGGAACGAAGUGAGUGGAAUACCAGUAUUGGAUAGAAACCGGAACCGGAACCUCAAGCAGCGGGUAGAGCAGCGAGAUAUUAACAAAGAACAUAUAGAAGUCGGGAAUAAUACGGAUACAAGCAGCCGAAGCAGCCGAAGCAGCAGCCCCACCGAUCAGUCCCAGGUGAGGGUGGCCAAGCCCAUACUCCUGCCGGGGGAACCACAAAACAAAAGCUUUGUCUAUCUAUGCAAGCCGGUGAAGAAGGUCAAGGAGCUGCUCACUGCCCGCCAGUUGCGUCAGAGCUGUGAGAAUCUCAAAGUGAAGGGAUACGAAGGAGGAGAGACCGUUGGCGAGUCAUUGGAGCCACAUAAGACCAACUCCGAGGAGUUGCUAUACAGCAAGGCUUUCGAGCAGGGUCUAGAGCUCUCCUCCAUAACCGAGAUGAGCAUCAGUCCGACCAGUUCCACGGCCAGUCAGCUUCAGCUUCAGCUCCAGCUGCCGCUGCAGCAGCUCCAGCAAAAGCAGAAGCAGCUGCAGCAGCUGGAGGAUAGCAAUCAGCAGCGAUUGAUGUCACAGCUGACCACGCGGCACCAGCAGUAUCGUCAUCAGUAUCAGCGGCAAAGGGAAAUGGAUAUGGUGUGCCAGAAUUUGCCAACCCUCCAGCAUGAGAUCCGUUUGCUUCAAGAGCUCAACGAGAAGCUGGAGAGCACUCUACGGGGUAAGCAGAGGAGCAGCCACUAUGACAUGGAUUGUCAGUCAUCCACUGAGUUUUAUACACCACGCUGUGGUCCCAUGCUGUUCCAGGAGAUGCCCGUCAAACAGGUGGGUUUCCUGCGUGUGGAACACCUGGCCAGGAUCACGCAAAGAGUACACACUGUGGCCAUGGCUUAUAGCUUGGCUGUGGUGCGAGAGUUUCGCAUCGAGACCAAGACCCUCAACGAGCUGAAGGCCAGCGAGGAAACGCAGUGUUUUUAUUUGCCACAACCCAAGGUGGAGGAGCAAACCCUGGUGGAGGAGCAAACCCAUCCGCCGCCCUUGCAAUGCACUAAUUUAAGGAUGCUACGCGAGAAUCCCAGUGUUUUGAUCCAGCAGCUACGUCGAGGUGGUGGUGGUGGUGGUGGCGGUAAUGGUUCAUACAAUCUCCUCGAUCACGACAUGUUUAUGUUCAUCAAUAGUUUGUCCAAGAAAUCGGAUGAGAGUUUUCUCUAUUCCAGCCUGGCGGUGGGGAUUCCCACCAAGGAUAACUCUGGUGCUGUGCCGGAGUAUCAUCAUCAUCAUCAUCAUCAUCAACAGCUGCAAGUUCAAGCGCAGUCGCAGGUCCAAGAGUUGACAGGAAAAAUGGUCCAUAGGCAGGUCAACAGCACUACACAAACGGAGGAGCAGCAAGGACAGGGGAAAGAUCAGGAAAAAUAUCAAGGAAAAGAUCAGGGAAAUGAUCAAGGAAAAUAUCAAGGAAAAGAUCUAGUAAAAAAUCAAGGAAAAGAUCAAGGAAAAGAUCAAGAAAAAGAUCAAAAUCAGGAACCUCUAGAAGCUCUCCAAUUGGGUUCAGAUCAAACCCAAGUUCAGGCCAAAAAGGACUCUAAAAAUCAAAAGCAGCAACUGAUAACUACCAGAAAGAAAAGAGUUAUCAAGAGAUCACCCAUUAAGUGCAAUGUUGAGCCCAAGGUUCACAUGAAGCUCUUCAAGACCGUGCUGGUGGGCCUCGUCCAAGUUGCUGUCUUUCUAGUUCUCAUCAUGGCCUUCAUGUAUCCGGAUGUGAGCUGUUGAAUUGCUAAGAAAAACCCCUACAAACAAAAAAAAAACUCGAGAAAAAAACCAAAGAGGCGAUAAUCAAAAUUUAUACGAAAGCAACUGUCAAAAGGAUCUGCAAUCUGCAAUCUGCAAUCAGCAAUUUGCAAUCUGUAGUCUCCAACUUCCCAUUUCCAAUUUCCUAUCUAUAUCCAGGUGCAAAUCCGAUCUUACCCCCUCCCUCACAGAAUAUAUAAAAAUAACACCGCCGAUUUGGUUCGAGUUUUACACUUUGGUUUUUCAAGCAUUUGUGUUUUAGGUUUAUUUUAAAAU